This is a messenger RNA of Drosophila rhopaloa, 799 nucleotides long. RefSeq lists its product as uncharacterized. The transcript has 3 exons. The record is from RefSeq and is a predicted model, not a curated record. The coding region runs from base 1 to 666 and encodes 221 amino acids. Lineage: Eukaryota; Metazoa; Arthropoda; Insecta; Diptera; Drosophilidae.
AUGUGCUUCUUUAUGGUUAAGUGUUUCCUCCUUUUAAUUCUCUCCAGGAAUAGUCGACAAGGAGAUGACUUUACCACACCCAGUGCCGCUUGGCUAGAAUAUCAGCGGGAGAGAUUUGGUAUCAAUAAUCCCCUUAUGGUAAGUUCUACCAAGGCACCCACCCUAAAUGUGGAUGUGGUGACCCCAAAAGUGGAGACCACAUCCCGGAGACAUUCUUCCAACCCUCCCGAAAACCCGAGCCAGGAAUCGGGGGAAGAGGGAACCACAGAGCAGCCAUCGGAUGAUGAGGGAAUGGAAGUGCCCAGCAUUCAGGGAUUUUUAAAGUUCCUUAAGACCAUGCAGAACACCUGGAUCAAGAAGUCUGCUUUGACUUUCGGGAAGAAGAUAAAGCUGCUGCAGAACCUACGCGACAAUCUCAUGCGACUAAUUGAGCAACAGUUUGCAUCUAUGUGGCAGCCACCAGAGCGAAAAAGGCGACGACGACGUGGUUUACUGGAUGAUUCGGAGAUAGAUUUUCCACCUGAGGCGGCACUUAUGACUAUAAACUUUCUGACAUUUGCGGUUUUUCUUAUCAAACUGGUCAUGCAAGUGGUGAAGAUUGUUAAAAGCAAACAUUAUUCACUUUCUGGAUUCAAUAUUUUACCGGAAUCCGGCAGACGUCCCUAAACAUUUUAUUGGAACUACAAUUAAAUAAUAUUUUGUCCAAAUAAAUCAAACUCUUUUUUAGUUUAGCUUAAAUGUUUUUGCUGCUAUGGCAUAGGCAAGAAACUUUAAAUUAAAAUUAAAUCUGUACUAAGGA